AUCAUGGUCAUGUCGUAAGUUCAGUGUUUUUACGACACGAGCUCCUACACCUCCACUUCUGUCCAGGGAAUGCAAUCAUAUUCGUCCUGAAGUUUCGCCUUAAAUGAGCAUAUUUGAUCUUUUUCGUGGAUUUUUUGGGGUUCCCGGAGGAACAUACGGACGGUAUGGUCCAAGGGAACCCUUCUUCGAUAGCAUGACCCAUGAUGAAGACGACGAUGAGGAGGAUGAAAGGGAGGGUUUUUACCCUGGCUCGUUCGAAGGGCCAGGAGGUCGCGACCCGUUGGACGAUGCCUGGCGAUUCGGCUUCAGCAUGGGACCUAACGGAAUGCGCCUUCACGAGCCUCCGAUGUUCGGACAAAUCCUCAGGGAGAUGGAGGAUAUUUUCUCUGAGCUCGGGCGCUGGGAGGACCGUCACGGACCGUUCGGGAUGCCCAGUCUAGAGCCCCCUCACCCACCUCAGGGCAGAGGUCCAUGCGGAGAGUCGGGGGAUAAAAAUAGCUCAUUGCGGGAUUUCAUGUUGAAGUGCCCGGACGAUAGGCCCUCCCCCUCGGGCCCCCCACCGCCAGGGGCCCCCCCAGACAGCCACGGACCCUCUCCAGACUCCCCAUUCCAACGCUGGUCACCUUUCUCAAAGUUUCAUGACAGCUGGCGUGAUGGUCUGUUUGGCGCUCCUCUGGAUACCAAAAAAGAAGAUGGAGAUUUGGACUCCCAGGUGUCCUCAGGCGGCCUGGACCAGAUUCUGACGCCUGCACCAGCUCAGCCCAGAACACGCAGCUUCUUCCAGUCCGUCACGGUCAAGAAGAUUGUGAAGCCAGACGGGUCAGUGGAGGAGACUCGUACGGUGAGGGACGGGCAGGGCAACGAGGAGACCACGGUCACUCGCUCUGGUGGUUCAGGAGGCCCUGAGGGGUCAAGGGGCCCCAACGGUGGUCCAGAGUCCUCCACUGACCUGCAGGACAACAUGGACCUGUUCUCCAAGUUCUUCGGAGGCUUCAGAGGGUGAAUCAUCUCCUGCUUUCGUCCAUCUGCUCACGGUUUCACUUCCCUUUAUUUAUUUCCGCAUUAAUUGGGAUUGAGAUUAAUUCUGCGAAUGAGUGCAGUGAGUGAGUGAUAUGAUGAUGUCUGUUUGUUUGUUGCCAGGAAUAGUAAACAAUAAACAACAGUAAAUUGCAAAAUGGUGUGAUUUCCAUAUGGAUAUAUGUAGAUAAUUAACCCCAAAGAAUGUUUAUAAGAAUAAGGUUAUUUUAUUUAGUAGGUAUUAGUGUAAUCUGUUCUGAACUGAGCGUUGUUUAAUACAUAGUUGAUUUUGUGUGAGACCUAACCAGAGUCUGUACAAAAGAUUAUUUUUGUAAAGAGCCUCCUGCUGACAUGUCUUUGAAUAGACUGGAGAAAGGAGAAUAAAAGACUGAUACAAGA
Messenger RNA from Alosa sapidissima (American shad), 1416 nucleotides. RefSeq names its product HCLS1 associated protein X-1 (gene hax1). NCBI's taxonomy places the organism in Eukaryota, Metazoa, Chordata, Actinopteri, Clupeiformes, Clupeidae. Gene Ontology annotation, biological process: negative regulation of apoptotic process; regulation of actin filament polymerization. The transcript has 7 exons. The coding region runs from base 104 to 1003 and encodes 299 amino acids. The record is from RefSeq and is a predicted model, not a curated record. Gene Ontology annotation, cellular component: mitochondrion; apical plasma membrane; actin cytoskeleton.